Messenger RNA from Rattus norvegicus (Norway rat), 1073 nucleotides. RefSeq names its product PTTG1 regulator of sister chromatid separation, securin (gene Pttg1). Gene Ontology annotation, cellular component: cilium; cytoplasm; axoneme. The record is from RefSeq and is a predicted model, not a curated record. NCBI's taxonomy places the organism in Eukaryota, Metazoa, Chordata, Mammalia, Rodentia, Muridae. Gene Ontology annotation, molecular function: cysteine-type endopeptidase inhibitor activity. Gene Ontology annotation, biological process: chromosome organization.
GGGUGAGUUUUAGCUGCGAGUGUGUCGUUGCCAAAGAUGUCUUGGGCGAACUCGGGGUGGCGGGGCAGGAAGACCCGGGACUGGAGGCUGGAGCAGGGUCGGGACUUGUGCUUCACUGGGCCCGGCGUCCCGGGGCGCUCUUGGCGUGCUUGACCCAAAGCGACGCUGUUUUCAUUUUCUUUCUUCCCUUCCCACACACUUCAGGGUCUCAAGCAACCCAGACUGGUCUUGAAUUGUUAUGUAGCUGAGGCCAACCUUGAGCAUCUGAUCCUCUUGGCUUCUCCUUCCUAUCGCUGAGCUGGUAGGCUGGAGACAGUUGUUUGGGUGCCAACAUCAACAAACGAUUUCUGUAGUUUAGCGUUUAUGACCCUGGCGUGAAGAUUUAAGUAAUCCAGGAUGGCUACUCUGAUCUUUGUUGAUAAGGAUAACGAAGAGCCAGGCAGCCGUUUGGCAUCUAAGGAUGGAUUGAAGCUGGGCUCUGGUGUCAAAGCCUUAGAUGGGAAAUUGCAGGUUUCAACGCCACGAGUCGGCAAAGUGUUCGGUGCCCCAGGCUUGCCUAAAGCCAGCAGGAAGGCUCUGGGAACUGUCAACAGAGUUACUGAAAAGCCAGUGAAGAGUAGUAAACCCCUGCAAUCGAAACAGCCGACUCUGAGUGUGAAAAAGAUCACCGAGAAGUCUACUAAGACACAAGGCUCUGCUCCUGCUCCUGAUGAUGCCUACCCAGAAAUAGAAAAGUUCUUCCCCUUCGAUCCUCUAGAUUUUGAGAGUUUUGACCUGCCUGAAGAGCACCAGAUCUCACUUCUCCCCUUGAAUGGAGUGCCUCUCAUGAUCCUGAAUGAAGAGAGGGGGCUUGAGAAGCUGCUGCACCUGGACCCCCCUUCCCCUCUGCAGAAGCCCUUCCUACCGUGGGAAUCUGAUCCGUUGCCGUCUCCUCCCAGCGCCCUCUCCGCUCUGGAUGUUGAAUUGCCGCCUGUUUGUUACGAUGCAGAUAUUUAAACGUCUUACUCCUUUAUAGUUUAUGUAAGUUGUAUUAAUAAAGCAUUUGUGUGUAUGCUCUGACUACCUAACCCAAA